UAUCUGAUUGUCCAAACCUGCGACAUUAGCUAUAAAUAUGAAAUAUGAAUCCCCUGCCAGCAGACUUUUUUCUAGAAACGAGAAAGAGUAGAAAGUUCAGUGUUGCUGUUUUUGAAGAGCAGCAAAACCCGAGAAAGAAAUGACUGAAGGUAAUCGCAUGAGGGGAUCAGUCAUGUCACUGAUGAUACAGAAAAAGGCUAAAUCCACUGGAUCACGGCUGCGUUGUGGGACAAAGAGAAGGAGCCUUGAGGCUGCAGUCGAGAAGCUGAGAGCCAAGGUUUCAGAGAAGAGAGUAGAAACUGAACGCAUGAAGAAGCGGCUUAACCAUAUGAAAGCCAAAGUGAAAGAGAUGGAAGUAGAACAAGCCCGAAUGCUCGAAGAGAACAAGCUGGCCAUCGAGGAGAACGUCCACAUCCAACUCUAUGUCGACCACAUGCUGCUUGCCUUCAUAUAUGGUGGAGCCUGAUUAUUGUCUGUAAACCUCAGCCUAGUCUACGUGUUUGUGUCUUUUUGAGUGCAAUUUCCUUUCUUUUGAUCAGUAUGAGUGUCUUUUUGUAUUAGGAGUGGAAGCUUAUUUACG
Messenger RNA from Tripterygium wilfordii, 580 nucleotides. RefSeq lists its product as uncharacterized. NCBI's taxonomy places the organism in Eukaryota, Viridiplantae, Streptophyta, Magnoliopsida, Celastrales, Celastraceae. The coding region runs from base 140 to 466 and encodes 108 amino acids. The record is from RefSeq and is a predicted model, not a curated record. The transcript has 3 exons.